This is a messenger RNA of Phytophthora megakarya, 873 nucleotides long. Lineage: Eukaryota; Oomycota; Peronosporomycetes; Peronosporales; Peronosporaceae. The record is from the annotation of a GenBank genome assembly.
AUGGAUCCAGGAUCACAGGAGGAUCAAGUGAUCAACCACCAAAAUACUCUGGAUUUGGAGCCACAGGGUUUCGCUGGAGUGACUCCACGUUGGAUCCACGCCUCUCGAUCCUUCAACGUGCUAAAGGCCAAGAUCGUCAGAACUCCGAUCUUACGAGACUUUGAUCCAGAUCAAAGUGUUACGGUUGUGGUGUAUGUUAGCGACUGGUCCAUUUCGGGAUCGUUGGUGCAGGAGUAUGACUACCCCGUAAUGUUUGCUAGCAGUACCUUGAAGUCAAAUGAGCUGAAUUAUGGCAUCGCGGAGAAGGCGGUACUGGCCUUGCUGAGGAUUCUAGAUCUUAACACAAUGCCUUGGUUGGACGUCCGCUCCAUUCGGUGGGAUGACUUACUGUUGCCGUGGACUAUCGAGAUCACUAAGUGUGUCAUGGGUGAAGAUGAGAUCCUGGGAGCAUUGGCAGUGAGUAUUACGCCUAGAGCACAGGUGGUUAAGGAGUUUUUCUCGAUUUCCCGUACAACGGAGUUGAGGCGUAUGAUCCAGGCUCCGAUCUCCAAUUUAGGACGCGAUGAGUAUCUAUACACUGUUAGUGUCGACGGAUCUACUCGUGUCAAAAAAGGUGUGGCGCCUACAGCGCGAUCUUGUGGAAUGGAGAGUGUUAAAGGUAACGAAGCUGAAUUUCAUGGAUUGGUGUUUAUGUUUGGAUCUGUUGGAAGAUUUGGAUCCACGACGUCUAGCGAUCCGGGGGGAUUCGAGCCUGGUGAGAUCGAUUGUAAGGCACCGGGUCUGACACUGCUACGCCUGAUGGCUCUAGAUUGCUACGAACGUGGCCGGAUCACGAGCUGUGGCAUGUUAAACAAGAUUAUGUGCAUGAUCUAG